Dentiscutata erythropus is the source of this 146-nucleotide messenger RNA. The record is from the annotation of a GenBank genome assembly. NCBI's taxonomy places the organism in Eukaryota, Fungi, Glomeromycota, Glomeromycetes, Diversisporales, Gigasporaceae.
AAUUGGGUUGAUAUUGGUCGACUAGUUGACUCAAUAGAGUCUAGUAGAUUUCGUUCACAUCCAAUUCUUAGCACAACCGUAACUCUAAAUCAAACAAAUCUUGCUGGCAAAAUGGUUGUCGGCGAAAUGACUAUUAACAAAAUGGG